AUGAUGAAGAAUAAUGAUAAAAAACAAGAUAAUACAACUGCUACAAGUUUUUUAGAUAGAACAGUUAGAAAUGUAUUAAUAGAGAAUAAAUAUUUAUCAAGAUGUGUUUAUGAACAAUUGGGAUGGAUCAAUAUAGUGUUGGAUGGAUCGUUGGUAACAAUGCUGCGGAUGAAACAGACAGAUAUGUUUAUCGAAUACUUUGACAUGUUCAAGAGUCAGUAUCAACCUUGUUCGGGUUUGUUGGCGUCUGCAUUGGCCCAUGGCAACGCUGUGGCUGCUUUACAUGUCAUGAAGUCAUUGCUGCCAUCCAACAAACUACGUGUACACUUGGGUGACAAUUUCAGAGUGUCACCUGAAUCAAAAGUGUGGGAUGAAGCAACGGUCGAGAUGAUGAACCUUUAUUUCAAGACUUGGCCAAGUCACAUUAUGUUUGUAAUCCAUAUACUCAAAUGUUGGGUAUUGAUGGAUAUGGAAGAAAAGUCUGCAGACUUUAAAUUGGACCAAUUUAUCGAACAAGUUAAAUUCCAUACACCCUAUAUCAGUCAGUCGGAAUUAGACAAGAUCCGAUCGGUUACUGUCAAUCCUUCAAACUUUAGAUCAACAUACAUCAAUAUGAAGGUACCCAAACCACACGAUACUUUGUAUCUGUAUACUGCGGGACUGUCAGGUGGUGGCAUCUACAACUGCUUUGUUUACAAACCAUGUAGACAAGCUCAUAUGUCUAUUCUACCAACUACCAGGUCAUUCCAAUUGGAGGCAAUGGAUGGUGAUUUCAACCGUAUAGUUGCAUUAUCAGGGUUUGUCAAAAGAUGUUCAGAAGUGGCUAUCCAAAAUGCAGCUACCAGUGGUAACCUUGACCUCAUCAUUUAUCUCAUCAACCAUUACUCUAUCAGAAAUACAAGACGUCUAUUAUCACUAUGGUACGAGUCUGUUAGAGUGGGUCAUAUCCAUGUACUAGAGUAUCUCCUCAGCCACAACAUAGUAGCACUCACCAAAAAGGUAGCACUUAAAAGUAUCUAUUUAACAAUGGAUACUGAAAUAUUAUCAAUCAAUUUAGAAAUGCUACAAUUUAUAUUAGACCGUUACCAACACCAACCAAACCAACAAGGCUAUAGAAAGUUGACAGUUCAAGAUUUCAGUCCCCAUCGUAUGGGUGUAUUUGUGUCACUUUGGAUUCACCGUCAACCAGAAAUCAUCACCAUCCUAUGUAAUUAUUUUGGGUCACCCAGUUACUCUAGUUCAUCCAAUCUUAAUAUUUUAAAAACCAUUGCUUGUGAAUAUGGUCUAAUUCAUUCACUUCAUCAAAUUAAUAUUUGUGGUCUCAGUUCAUAA
Cavenderia fasciculata is the source of this 1332-nucleotide messenger RNA. RefSeq lists its product as uncharacterized. The record is from RefSeq and is a predicted model, not a curated record. The transcript has a single exon. Lineage: Eukaryota; Evosea; Eumycetozoa; Acytosteliales; Cavenderiaceae. The coding region runs from base 1 to 1332 and encodes 443 amino acids.